This is a messenger RNA of Symbiodinium necroappetens, 347 nucleotides long. NCBI's taxonomy places the organism in Eukaryota, Dinophyceae, Suessiales, Symbiodiniaceae. The record is from the annotation of a GenBank genome assembly.
GCUGGCUGACUCUUGGCAACGGCCUCACCACCGAUAAUUGGGACAAAGAGACCUACCUGAAGUGGUUUGAGGGCGACAAGCAGUGGCCGGAGGUGCAGGACUACAAGGGCGGGCGGCUCCUCGGGAGCAUCGCAGAGAUCGACGUCCUACGACCCAAGAGCCCUGUGCGACCAGGGCGGAAGAGGAGCCGUACGCCAUCACCGCGGCGACGCGUCGGUCCCAGUUCGGGAGCGGGCGGGUGGCGAGCAGCGAGGGCCUCCCGCGACUACGAUUACGAGGAGGACGAGAAGCCUCUGCCGGAGGACUUGGGGGAGAUGGCUCCACCGAUUCCCAAGGAGGACGACUAG